This is a messenger RNA of Closterium sp. Yama58-4, 471 nucleotides long. The record is from the annotation of a GenBank genome assembly. Lineage: Eukaryota; Viridiplantae; Streptophyta; Zygnematophyceae; Desmidiales; Closteriaceae.
AUGGGCUAUUCACAGCCAGGUGUUAUUGAAUUUUCUGGAUCCGGCUAUUCACAGCCAGGCGCUAUUGAAGCCCUGGGGCGUGUUGUCUCUGGGAGAAUCGACGACUUUGAAACCGGCGGUUCUGGCAGUGGUGAUGGCGAUGUGCUCAUGGAGGAAGUCACAGCAGCAAAAUUUGGGGCUGCGUGCAGUGGUGUUGGUGGUGGUGGUGGUGGUGUUGGUGGUGUGGUGGUGGUGGUGGUGGUGGUGGUGGUGGUGGUGGUGGUGGUGGUGGUGGUGGUGGUGGUGGUGGUGGUGGUGGUGGUGGUGGUGGUGGUGGUGGUGGUGGUGGUGGUGGUGGUGGUGGUGGUGGUGGUGGUGGUGGUGGUGGUGGUGGUGGUGGUGGUGGUGGUGGUGGUGGUGGUGGUGGUGGUGGUGGUGGUGGUGGUGGUGGUGGUGGUGGUGGUGGUGGUGGUGGUGGUGGUGGUGGUGUAA